AUGCCUGUUCGUGUAAUACUUUUUAUCUGGUUCCCUGCGGUGUUGUGUGGCGUUACAGACGCAGGAUUUUUCUCGGCGGUUGUACGGCUGGAAAAACUGGUGCAGAAGGAAAGAGAGGUCGUGGCUAGGGUGAAGCGGUACAUACAGGAAGGCGGACAAGUGUCUGCAGAUAUGCAACGAUACGUCAACAGUUUUGAUGACGGCUCUCCCCGGCAUGACAACAUCGCACACCACCCCGUCAGGGCUUACCUCCUGAUCAAGCGACUGAGUCAGGCCCCCAACAACCUGUCUGAGGCACAAGUACUCACCGGAGAAGAAGUCGAGCUGCCGACCGCUGAAGACCUGUACAUGUCCGCCCUCGCUCUGGUCAGACUGCAACACGUGUACAACCUGGACAUGCGCAGUCUCGUCCAGGGGCAGAUUGUGAUGGUGCAGCAACCAGCCAAUGACAGACAGCCUGAAAUGGUGAACGUCAUCAGCACAAAAGACCCGACUCUCUCAUUGGACACUUCAGACACGUUCUAUAUCGGGGAUGUGGCAUAUAAGGAAAAUAGCUUCUACCAGGCCAUGCUGUGGUUCAACAUGACCUUGGAGAUGUUGAAGGUCAAGGACGAACCGACUGAGCAGGGUUUGAAGAUCCUAGAUGUUCUACUGAAGUUAGCGGAUACAGUACAGAGGAUCAAGUGGGACAAGGCUGUGUCCAAGGCGAUGAUAAAGUUAGGAAACGUUUGUGCGGAUGAGAGUGAAUUCUGCCCUCAGUGGGCCAGUAUGGGGGAGUGUGACAUCAACACGAAAUUCAUGAUGUACACUUGUCGCUUGAGUUGCGGCGUCUGUGAAGUUGGACAAAACGUGAAGGCACACAAGGAUGACGCCAAUGCAGACGAUCUAAGACUUCUCUCAAACUUAUUAAGAAACGUCACGUCAUCCAUAAGAAAGCCUUUCUAUGUUCACGAAAACCUCUGCCGCCUGGGAGUUCUCAAGAACCAAGCUCCCCCACACCCGACGCUUACCUGUAGAUACGUCCGCCCCAGCCCGUACUUCUACCUCAGUCCGGUCAAGAUGGAGGUUCUGCACGACAGGAGCCCACUGGUCACCCUGUAUCAUGACGUCAUCACCGACAAGGAGGCCGACUUUAUGACGGAUAUGGCGCUCCAGAAGUUGGCGAGGUCUCCAAUACAGGCCGCAGAUGGACGCGGGCCGGAUGUCUUGAGUUCGACCAGGAUCAGUGAAACUGGGUGGCUAUUCGACGCUGAAGAUCCGAUGAUCGCGAAGUUGAGUCGCCGGGUUGGGCACAUCACUGGUCUGGAAAUCAACUGUCCUGCUGCCGAGGCGUUUCAGGUGGUGAACUACGGAUUGGGAGGACUUUACGAGCAACAUGUGGACGUUUUGAGGGUUCCUGAACCAACCCUGCUUUGCUUGUCACAGGAUAAGCAACCGGAGAUGAUGCCAACUGGUGAGAGGAUUGUAACUUUCCUCUUCUAUCUUAGUGAUGUUGAAGCCGGUGGGGCAACAGUAUUCCCUAAUCUUAACCUGGCUGUCCAUGCUGCUAAAAAUAGUGCAGUGUUGUUUCAAGAUUUGAAGAAAUCUCUAGCCUUUGAGGAGAAUUCACUACAUGCUGGUUGUCCUGUUCUAUUGGGGUCCAAAUGGAUUGCAAACAAGUGGAUACGUGCACAUGGUAAUGAGUUCAGGUGGCCAUGUGGUCUCACACCGGAAGAGUGAUGGUCUCACACCAACGUAACACAUUGGAGGAGUGGGUAGAAUACACCUGUGAAACGACCCCGAAGAGAAUGGAGCAACUGUCUUGGAAAACAAUGAUCCUCAAUAUUGUCCCAUGUAGAAUUUGUAAAGAAAAUAAUGUCACAUAUCAAUACAAAGACAAUGCAUAAAAGGUUUUUAUUAGAUAAAUUAUUAUGGUGCAAUAAACUAAUGUUACAGUUAACCAAUAAAUUUCUUGCCUAAAUGGUGAUGUUGACUCAAUAGCUAUUUCACUACUUUUCCUUCUGGUGACCAUGACUAUACACAAAAUAAUCAAUAUCUGAGGUAUACAGACACCUGACCUAAAAUUAGCCAGUGGCAGAGCACAAGUAGUUAGUAGAUAUUUUCUUUACACCAUUGUCAAGGUUGUACUCAUUAUCUGCUGCAUUUAUUUUGCCACUGUAAAUACAUCAACACAUCUGUAAAUAUACAUGUAUGUUAAAAUUUCUCUUCUUGUUAGCAUUCAGGGCAGGAUAUUCACAUAAAACACUAUACAUAAUUUCUGCU
Messenger RNA from Branchiostoma belcheri (Belcher's lancelet), 2262 nucleotides. Its product is annotated as prolyl 4-hydroxylase subunit alpha-3-like. Gene Ontology annotation, molecular function: iron ion binding; procollagen-proline 4-dioxygenase activity; L-ascorbic acid binding. The transcript is spliced from 14 exons. Gene Ontology annotation, biological process: peptidyl-proline hydroxylation to 4-hydroxy-L-proline. Gene Ontology annotation, cellular component: endoplasmic reticulum. The record is from RefSeq and is a predicted model, not a curated record. Lineage: Eukaryota; Metazoa; Chordata; Leptocardii; Amphioxiformes; Branchiostomatidae. Bases 1 to 1719 code for a protein of 572 amino acids.